AUGGCGACUACUAUGCAAAUAUGGCAAUUCUCAAGCCCCGUCAAGAAGAUGGAGGAUUCCUUAACAAUUACGGAUCAAGUGCCUGUUCCUUCACAAGCCUCUUUGCGCAAAGAUGAAAUGCUUAUCAAAGUCAUCACCGCUUCUCUCAACCCAGUCGACUACAAGCUUUCUGAAGCGGGCAUCAUUGGAAAGAUGAUGAUUCCUAACCCUGCAACGCCUGGGCUCGACUUCUGCGGACGUGUCGUCGCCAAACAUUCAUCGAUAACCGGAUUCGAAGAAGGUCAGCUCGUGUUUGGGGGCUUUCCAUCCCAUAAACAGCUGGGAGCACUCGCACAGUACACCGUUGUCUCUACGGCCUGUUGCGCGCUGCUUCCAGAGGGCAUUGAUCCAGACGAUGGGGCAGCUGUAGGAACGGCGGCAACCACAGCGUACCAAUCUCUGAUGCCAGACACCCUACCGUCAGCUGCGAACAUCUUCAUCAAUGGAGGCAGCGGUGGUGUUGGAACAUGGGCUAUUCAGCUUGCCAAGGCCAUGGGCGCCAAAGUCACAACGACCUGCUCAACGAAAAACCUGGAGCUGUGCCGACGCCUUGGCGCUGACCACGUUAUUGACUACACCAAGAACGAUGUUGUCGAAUUUCUGAAGCAGCAAGGUGCUGUCUACGAUCUUGUGAUCGACAACGUGGGGAAUCGGGCAGAUCUUUACGACAACAGCCAUCUGAUGCUCAAGGCUGGAGGAACAUUUGUUCAAGUUGGUGUUGGGGAGUCCAUGUCACUGAAGAGCAUUGCAUCUACCAUGAAGAAGCAGAUCUGGCCGUUUGGGACUCCUCGCUUUUACUUUGUCAACAUGAAAAAUUCGGCCGAGUUUUUCCAGGUCAUUGGCCGGUGGAUGGCAGAAGGCAGGGUGAAGCCGGUGAUUGCAGCCCAGUUUGAUUGGAAGGACGUUCCGGAAGCGUUUCGACAACUACGAGAGGGCCGUUCUCCUGGAAAGAUUGUGGUUAAUGUUAGUCAGGACUUGUAG
This is a messenger RNA of Fusarium keratoplasticum, 1020 nucleotides long. RefSeq names its product PKS-ER domain-containing protein. The coding region runs from base 1 to 1020 and encodes 339 amino acids. The record is from RefSeq and is a predicted model, not a curated record. Gene Ontology annotation, molecular function: oxidoreductase activity. NCBI's taxonomy places the organism in Eukaryota, Fungi, Ascomycota, Sordariomycetes, Hypocreales, Nectriaceae. The transcript has a single exon. Gene Ontology annotation, cellular component: mitochondrion.